Pocillopora meandrina is the source of this 886-nucleotide messenger RNA. NCBI's taxonomy places the organism in Eukaryota, Metazoa, Cnidaria, Anthozoa, Scleractinia, Pocilloporidae. The record is from the annotation of a GenBank genome assembly.
AUGCAGUUCAAGUUUUCUCUUCAACCGAUCAUUAAUAUUCUCUAUAUCUUCCUUGGAAUUAUUCUCCCACCAUGCUUCUGUUGCACAGGUGAGUAUAAAUCCCUUUUUAAAUUUCUUGUGUUUUAUCUUUCUGGCGUCGUUUCCUCAAAACCGUUACAUGAACUACAUAUGCUACCUGCUGAUCAAAGCAAAUAAUCUUCAAGCAGGCAAUUUUUUAUCCAACCCAAAAUGUCUUCUAUUAUGAAAUAGAAGAUACAAAAAAAGUCAAAUUUCAAAAAGAUCCCACCAACUGCGCAUCAAUGUUUCAAAAUGACGAAUUUAAACAAACGAUUCACAGAUAUCGUGGUGUGGUAAUGAGCCCUGUGAAAAUAUUCUUGAUACUGAUUAUUUUUAAUAUUUCUUUGCGCUCAUCAAUUCACAAUCAAAGAUUAAAUUUUGUUAAUGAAAGCCUCCCUGUUGAGUUGAAUUUUCAAGAGAUGACAAUCACCUUUACGGCAAAUUCGUCAGGGUUCUCGUGCAGUAAAGUUUUGAAAGAAAGUGUUGUAAUGUGCCUUUUUCAUCAAUGAAAAUAAAAAAUUACUUCGAGUGAGUGGAAACUAAACGAUAUAUUUGUUUGCCUACCACAGACGACGACUAUCGAAACAUCAUAUUCAAGGACCCAAUACCAAACAUGACCAUGAAAAAUCACACCAUCAUAAGCGUAGAGGUGCCCAACGAAGGAAGUUGCAGAGUAAUGUGUUAUAUGGAGCCUAAUUGUGUGUCCAUCAAUAUUGGACCUGUUGUAGGAAGAAACCAAAAAUGCGAGUUGAAUAACGCUACAGAGGAAAACCAUGCUCCAUUUCUUCUCGUGAAAAAUCCGGGUUACACAUAUCUUGCAAUUGAGGUA